AUGGAUGUUAAAAAUCAUCAAAAAUCAAAAAGUUGGUAUAGCCAUCAUCAUCAUCAUCAUCAUCAUCAUCAAUAUAUGAUCAAUGUCGACUAUAUUAUUUUAAACUUUGUAAAUGGACAAUCAUAUCCAAAUGAAGAUGUUUUAUGGCAACUAUUUAUGUCAUGGAUGAAAGGGUACGACAAAUAUUAUGAAAAUAACGAGUUGCAACAAAGAUAUAAUCAUUUUAAAUCCAAUUGUCAAGAGAUUUAUAAAUUCAAUGGAGGCUUUAUACAUCCCAUACCAGUGGUCGACAUUGAAUACCCUCAAGAUAAUGAACCAUCCAGCAGCAGCAGCAGCAGUCCAAUCGACCGAUCAAUUCUAUCCAUCAAUGAUGUUCAACCUAUUAUUACAUUUCAACAAUCUUUAACUCCAAUUCAAUCAUUAAAUUCAUUUUCAGAUUUACCUUUUGAAGAAUUUUUAACUCUUUAUACUGGAGCUGAAGGGAUUGAACCACCUGCUAGUGAAAGUACACCAUCGACUGCUGCUGGUGUAUCUAUAUCGGUAGCAGCCAUUGUUGGUAUUGCAGUUGGUUCAUUUUUGGCCGUUGCAGCUAUAGUUGCUAGUAUUGCAACGAUUGUUAUUUUAAACAAAAAGAGUAAACUCCAAGAGGCCAAGAAAAAGCAACAACAAGAAAAAGAAAUCAAGGAGAUGACUCUUUAUGGUCAACAUUUAAAUAAUAACAUAGUAUCUCCACCAACCACCAUACCAACUACAAUCGUUGUCCCAACUACUACCACUAGAACUAGUGUCACUAUCAUCAAUCCAUAUGUUCCAACCAAUGGUAUCGAUGUAAUGUAUUAUAAACCAAAAUCUUCUCAUCGUUCCAUAACAUCACGUAGUGUUCCAUUUGAUUUGACUGCCUAUUCAUCACAUUCCAAUUUUUAA
This is a messenger RNA of Cavenderia fasciculata, 924 nucleotides long. RefSeq lists its product as uncharacterized. Bases 1 to 924 code for a protein of 307 amino acids. NCBI's taxonomy places the organism in Eukaryota, Evosea, Eumycetozoa, Acytosteliales, Cavenderiaceae. The transcript is spliced from 3 exons. The record is from RefSeq and is a predicted model, not a curated record.